Messenger RNA from Vigna unguiculata (cowpea), 1913 nucleotides. Lineage: Eukaryota; Viridiplantae; Streptophyta; Magnoliopsida; Fabales; Fabaceae. The record is from RefSeq and is a predicted model, not a curated record.
GUUGAGUUGACUGUACAAUUUUCCACCCGAAUUCAACAAAAACCAAACCUUUAUUCUCUCGGAAACAAUACAAAAGAAACAGAGGCACCUCGGUUUCCGUUCCCCCAAAUUCCCUUUCUCCAUCAUCAUGGAAUCUCGCAAAUUAGCCGCCAUACUUUCUUCCCUAAUCUCGCAGCUGCUCCUCUUGCUCCUCCACAUUUUCCCUCGCAAUUCCCCUCUCCCCAAUUCCUCCCAUUCCAUUCUCCCUCUCCUCCUCUUCUCCCACCAACUCACCACCACCCUCUCCCUUUCCCUCUCCCGGAAACGCAAACGAAAACGCGAUUCCCGAGACGCUAAUCCUCUAAUCCUCACCCGCACUCCCGACUCCUUCCGCAACUCCUUCAUGAUGACCUCCUCCACCUUCCAAUGGCUCUCCGGCCUCCUCGAGCCCCUCCUCGACUGCCGCGACCCCGCCGAACUCUUCCCCCUCAACCUCUCCCCCGCCCUCCGCCUCGCCAUCGGCCUCUCCCGCCUCGCCGCCGGCCUCGACUACCCCGACAUCUCCUCCCGAUUCGCCGUCUCCGUUCCCGUCGCCAAAUUCUGCGUCAAGCAACUCUGCCGCGUCCUCUGCACCAACUUCCGCUUCUGGGUCUCCUUCCCCAACCCCUCCGACCUCCGCUCAGUCUCCCAAUCCUUCCAAUCCCUCUCCGGCCUCCCCAACUGCUGCGGCGUCGUUUUCUGCACCCGCUUCCAAGUAGUCAACGCCCACACCAACUCCUCCUCCCGCGUUGCCGCCCAGAUUGUCGUCGAUUCCUCCUUCCGGAUUCUCACCAUCGCCGCCGGCUUCCUCGGAGACAAAACCGAUUCCCAAAUCCUCAAAUCCUCCACUCUCUUCAACGACAUCGAACAGGGAACCCUCCUCAACGCACCAUUUACCCAGUACCUCAUCGCCGAUUCCCAAUACCCUUUGCUACCGUGGCUCAUCGUUCCCUUCGCCCACCCUCUCCCCGACUCCCUACAAGCCGAUUUCAACGCCGCUCAUGCAACCAUGCGCCUCCCUGCGCUCCGAACCGCCGCCAGUUUGAGGAAUUGGGGGGUCCUCAGUCGACCCGUUACCGAGGAGCUCAAGAUGGCCGUCGCGUAUAUCGGCGCGUGUUCCAUUCUUCAUAACAGUUUGCUCAUGAGGGAGGAUUUUUCUGCUUUGGCUUCGGGCUUCGAGGAUUCCGACAGUGGCUCGUGUGAUUCAUUCGAGGGUGAGGCUGUGUCGUCCAAGGCUUUGGCUUUGCGUGACACCUUGGCUAAGAAAAUUCAUGAUUCGAGGAACUCUUGACUGAUGAGUUAUGGACAAUGGUUCUUCUGGGUGUAUGCUAUUUUUCAGGUUCCAUUAUUGUUAUAGUGGACUCGGGAAUGUGAAUAUAUUACCUUCCUCUUGAGCAUUGGGGACUGUUUUGUUUUUGUUACUCCUGAAAUAGUUCUUUAGUUCUGGAUUGAUCCGGGUCUACUAUACCUCAGGCCCCCUCAUUCAUAUGUUGAUGUUAUUCUUUUGGGUUCAAUUUAAAUGAACAUGUGUUGAUAUGGAUAGUUUUAUGUUGAUGAGGAGUGAACUCUGAGUUUGUAUUUUAGUAUGUGUUGCCCAUGUGAGUGAUUGUGUCAAAAGCAAUCAUAGUGUACCCAAUGUAUAUCUCACCUUUCGUGAUAGUACUUUUUUAGAUUUGUUGGCCACAUUAGCAUCUAUGCCAACUAUUGCCUGUAAAUGCAGUCCUGGUUGAUUCAUUGCUUAGCAACUAACCAGUUUAUAUUGUCAUGCUGCAAAUCUUUUUUUAGUUUCAGUACACGAAAAGUGUGCUUUGCAGACUGUACAAGCAAUUUAUGGGAGUUGCAGCCAUACAGGAUUGGUGAUCGGAGUGUAAAUAUAUGCAAAACUUGAUCCCUGA